GCCAAGCUAAAGAUGUCUCCUAAAUUCGCACUUGCAAUUCUGCUCCUCAGCUGCGUUCUCCUGGGACUGAGCAAUGCCCAGCACAACAACAGGCGCCAUCAGGCUGGGCCUUACCGACAAAAAAUUGGUACUCGAAUGAAUGCCGACGGCCCUUUGCCGCCAAAUUUCCCCCCUCCGGGUGAUAAUGCUGGAGGCAGUGAUGUCCCGGCAAACGUGGAUUGCAUGCCAAAUCUGCUGGCUAGUAACACACUUGAUACCAGGAAACCUAGGCCAAAGCAUUAAUAGGAAACCCGAAAUGUUCAAGAACUAAACCAAAGCGACAUACUAAGUAGAUGGACGACAAUAAUUGAUGGAAAAUAAAUAUUGAUUUCCCUAAGAAUGAAAAACUAAUAAUUUAUAAAAAAACCUUU
Molecule: messenger RNA, 410 nt
Organism: Drosophila sechellia
Lineage: Eukaryota; Metazoa; Arthropoda; Insecta; Diptera; Drosophilidae
Exons: 2
Coding region: 13-282 (89 amino acids)
Source: RefSeq, a predicted model, not a curated record